UGUUCGUCACCGGGUGAACGUGCUUAGAAUAUUACUUGGGAUAAAAACGAUUCAAUAAUUUGUUGUUAGUGAAAAGUUAAUACUUUAUAAUGUGUUAUUGUGUUUUAUAAUCGUAGUUUUGCCAUCAAAAAGUUGCUGUUCAUCGUAAAAGCAGAUUAAAGCUGAUAGGUGUGGUUUCUGAACGAAGACAUUGUAUUUGAGCAACCAUGUCGCUCUGGGCCAGAGCUCAGCAGCUUCCUCCGGACAGCUUGCAGAAGGUGCGUGCAAUAUACGGAGAGCACUUCCCUAUAGAGGUGCGACACUGUCUGGCACCAUGGAUAGAGAGUCGUAUUUGGACCCAGGAGACGGAUGAGAACCAGCGCUUCUUCCUAGAGGAGCUGCUCCAAGAGAUCCAGACCCACGCCGACCUGAUGAUGUCUCCGGACACCUUCCUCACCAAGAUGAAGUUGCUGGAGGCCGCCAAGAAUUUCCACCUGCACUACACCCACGCCCCCCACGAGUUGUACCUGUACAUGCGUCGGUGUCUGGCCAUGGAGAUGGAGGUGAUCCAGAGCGCAGGCGCGGUCUAUGGCGCCGUGCCGCACACAGAGAGGAAGUAUAGCGAGCUGAUCACAGGGCUACAGUCAGUGCGCCAGAAGGUCAACAUGGUGAGCGAGGACAUACGCACGCUGCAGUCCAACAUCGAGUCAUUCUCGCUACAGUACCACGAGUGCUUGAAGAAUAAGGGCCACAUCAACUACCUCCAGCAGACGGGGCAGAUGACCAACGAGCGCCGCGAGCUGGAGGCGUGUCUGCGAGUCCAGAUCGAGGACAUGGAGAGGAAGCUCAAUGCCCUGGUUGCUCAGAUCAACCAGUCACAGAUGCAGCUGGUUGACCACAUGAAAGAGAACAUAGCCAACCUGGGACAGCUGCAGUCGCAGGUGUUGGACGAGGAGUUGAUCAAAUGGAAGCGCGAACAGCAGCUGAGCGGCAACGGCGUGCCGAUGCAAUCGAACCUCAACACUAUCCAGGAGUGGUGCGAGUUGCUCGCAGACCUCAUUUGGACCUCCAGGCAGCAGGUGAACAACGUGGCUCGUAUCAACAGCAAGACCAUAGUGGAGCUGCGGCAGCCACAUCUGGCCGAGAUGCUGGAUGAGAUGAGCAAACAGGUUACAAGCCUGCUGUCUACCCUGGUAACGUCGACGUUCGUGAUCGAGAAGCAACCGCCGCAAGUUAUGAAGACCAACACACGGUUUACUGCAACUGUCCGCUUGUUGGUUGGUGGUCAACUCAAUGUGUACAUGACUCCACCACGAGUUAGCGUGGUAAUAAUAUCGGAGCAACAAGCUCAACUGCUGCUGAAGAGCGAGACGGCUGCCGGGCGUGGUAAGCAGCCGGUGGAGUGUGGGGACAUCCUGAACAACACAGGCACCAUGGAGUACCAGCCCACCAGCCGCCAGCUCAGCGUCAGCUUCAGAAACAUGCAACUGCGCAAGAUCAAGCGAGCGGAGAAGAAAGGCACGGAGAGCGUGAUGGAUGAGAAGCUGACCUUGUUGUUCCAGUCAGAGUUCAACGUCGGCGGCGGGGAGCUCGUCUUCCAGGUGUGGACCCUCUCGCUGCCGGUGGUGGUGAUCGUGCACGGCAACCAGGAGCCCCACGGCUGGGCCACCGUCACCUGGGACAACGCCUUCAGCCCGCAGGGGCGUGUGCCCUUCCAGGUGCCCGACAAGGUGACGUGGCUGCAGCUGGCGGAAACUCUCCGCAUCAAGUUCUGCUCGCAGACCGGCGGUGACCUCACCGAGGACAACCUGCGCUUCCUGGCCGAGAAGAUAUUUAGUAUAUCUGUCCACAGGACCAGUCUGCCGAUCAACGCGAUGGAACUGAACGCGAUGACGGUCAGCUGGACGCAGUUCUGCAAGGACGCCCUGCCCGAACGCACCUUCACCUUCUGGGAGUGGUUCUACAUGGUGGUGAAGGUGACCCGUGACUACCUGCGGCAGCUCUGGUGCGACAGGUUGAUAAUGGGCUUCAUCCAGAAGAAGCAAGCCGAGGAGAUGUUGUCCAAGUGUCCGCCAGGCACCUUCCUGCUGCGGUUCUCCGACUCUGAACUUGGUGGCAUCACCAUCGCUUGGACUGGCGAGGGCAACGAGGUGUUCAGCCUGCAGCCAUUCACCUCCCGCGACCUGACGCUGCGCUCGCUGGCUGACCGCGUGCUGGACCUGCAGCAGCUGCAGUUCCUCUACCCCAACACUAGUAAGGACGAUGUCUUCGGCAAGUACUACACCAAGCCAGAGAACGAGGUGCUGAAGAACGGCUACGUGCGGCCCGGGCUGGUGACCACGCUGCCGUCCUACAUCUCGCCCUCGCCAGCCUACAGCGCGCACUCGCCGGACUCCCACCGCAACACGCCCUCUGUACAGAGCAGGUACAUGAUUGAUUUCUAGUGUUUCGGAUCCGAGCAAGUCUUUUUGUUAAUUUUAGUUUUUAAUUUUAAGUUUUUUUUUAGUUUUUAAUUUUAAGUUUUUUUUUAAUAGUCACAUCCUGAUUAUUUUUCAUACACGGUGUUAGUGACAUCGUAACGAAAACUUUGAGGGGUGAUUCAGAACAUGAUUAUCAGUUUUUGAUAUCAAGUGGAAUUUUCCGUCGCAAAAGUAUAGAAUUUAACAUAACAUAACAAACAUAACAAAUACUUUAUUGCACAAACAGGAAAAAACAUAAUACAAAAGAGAAAUAGACCGAGAAGGACUUACGAUGACCAAAUUGGAGAUGUCCAUAGAAAAGGUUCAAUACGAUCUACUCUGAACCGGCGUGCGUGUAUGAAGCGAUUGAUGAAUGUGGAGGAAGCAAGAGAAGUGUGUCAGGAUCGAAGCAAGUGGAAUUCUAUAGUCUCUGCUUACCCCGGUGGGAAAUAGGCGUGAGUUUAUGUAUGUGUAUGUAUGUAAGUAAGAGAAAUAGAAUUUAAAAUAAUAAUAAAAUAAUAAUUUAAAAUAAUUAAAAAGAAAAACAAAAAAAUAAUGAAUUUUGCGGCGGAAAAUUCCAUUUGAUAUCAAAUCAGAAUCACGGUUGAAUCAUCCCCCUCAGUAUUCGUUACGGUGUCACUAACACCCUUGUAUUCGUUUUUUUAUAUUCUGAUCUAGUUUAAGUGCCUUAUUUAGUAAUUUGUGCUUCCUUCUAUUACUAUUAAUUGUCUUUAUAAACUCAACUCUGACUAAGUGAUGAACUCCACAACAUUAUUGACUAGAGAAAGUACAGGCUAAUAUCAUAAUUAGGGGGUGCAAUCCCGACUCGAGAUCCCGUAGGAAUCCCGAAAUUAAAAAAAAAAAAAUUCGACUGCAGGAAUCGGGGUCGUAAUUUGUCUUUGACUCAAUCAAGUAUAGGUGUACCAGAAUCUCAUGGCAAAUGGGGAAAUCAAAUUUCUAUAGUAAGCAACACUCGGGUAAUUGGAUGAAAACGUCUUGAUACUUUUUAUUUUUUACAUAUUGACGGAUAAUAAUGGACAUUAUAUAAAGUACUUAUACAAUCGUUUCGUGCAACUGUUUAUCCUUAUAGAACAUAGAACAUACGCAAUUUUUUUAUCCCGGGAAAAUAAUUGCGGGAUUUCUGAAUAGAUUCCAACAGUUGCUUGAAUCGAUAGAUGUCGCUAGCGAAGCAGCGAGAAAAAUCUAGCUAGUGUAGGUAGGUAAAUAUGAAAAACAAUAUAUUUAUGAAUUUGUAAUAUUUUCAUUACAGUUGGAUUUUGUUUCGCACAGAAUAAAAUUACAUAAUUUCCAAAUCAAAACUGUCCAGGUUAUUUUUUUCUUUCCACCUCACAAAGUACUAAGACUAGUUAGUCCUACUUACGGGUCUUGUACUUUGAGGUGACAGUUUAACAUUACCAUAGGAAAAUCAUUAUUUUUUUACUUUUUUUAUGCCAUCAGAUUCUGGUACACCUAUACCGUAUUUGUCAACCACUUUAUUCUAGAAUACGGAAAAUCAACUGCAUUUUGAAAUGUGUGUUUAAUUCUUUUAGCUGUGGCCCAACCAUUCUUCAGCUUUAAGCCGGAAGAGAUAUCUUCAUAAGAAAAGAAAAUUAUAAUUAUAAUAUGCAAAUCGUCAAAAAUCGAAUGCGAAAAAGAAAUUAACCAAAAAUUUUUAUUGUUUACGAAAAAUCAGUAUUAUAAUGUUUUGUACAUAAAAUGAUUGGCUGAAUUUUUAUAUAUCAUUAUUAUAUUUGACUUAAUUUUUAAAAGUUUAGUUAUAAGUUCCUUUUUUAUUAUUAUAAGCGUUAAAACAGUAUUUUUUAUUAAUAGAUAGAUGUGUGUACGGAAAUAUAUGAAAGCAAGUUUUUUUAUAAAGACUUGUCUUGCCUAUGCUAAGUUACGGGAAGAGUUACGAUUAAGACGAAUUACUAAUAGGACGCGCUAUGGAUAGGACGCGUUACGAAUAGGAUGAGUUACGAAUGGGACGUGUUACUAAUGAGACGUAUUACGAUUAUGAUAGGCUCUAAUGUGGCUAGCAAAACCGAACUUCGAUUUGAAGGUUCGGCCACAUGGCGCACAGAAUAACUGGCCAGCAGAAUUAAAUGUAUAACAUCGACCUGGGAUAGACAUUUAGGAGUCGCCGUCGCCGGACACGGCUUGGAUGAGGAUGAUGAUGAUGAUUACGAUUAGGGCGCGUUACGAUUGGGACGAGUUACGAAUAGGACGAGUUACAAUUAGAACGAAUUACUAAUAGGACGCGUUACGAAUGUGACGAGUUAAGAAUAGAACGAGUUACGAAUGGUUUGAGUUACGAAUAAGACGAGUUACGAAUAGGACGUGUUCCGAAUGUUCCCACUUUGGGAACAUUCCCUGGGACGGCACAUCCAUUGGUGAUGAAUUGCGAGUGUCAAAACGUACAGUCAUGAGCAAUAUAAUGUACCCACUUUAGGACUCUGUCGCACUAACAUAUUUGACAUUUAGUGAGACUUACAGUUCAAGUUGUCAAAAAAGUUAAUGUGACAUGGUACCAAAGUGUAUACAUAUUAAUG
Messenger RNA from Pectinophora gossypiella (pink bollworm), 4987 nucleotides. RefSeq names its product signal transducer and activator of transcription 5B (gene Stat92E). The transcript is spliced from 22 exons. Gene Ontology annotation, biological process: regulation of cell population proliferation; cell surface receptor signaling pathway via JAK-STAT; regulation of transcription by RNA polymerase II. Gene Ontology annotation, molecular function: DNA-binding transcription factor activity, RNA polymerase II-specific; RNA polymerase II cis-regulatory region sequence-specific DNA binding. Bases 207 to 2423 code for a protein of 738 amino acids. The record is from RefSeq and is a predicted model, not a curated record. Lineage: Eukaryota; Metazoa; Arthropoda; Insecta; Lepidoptera; Gelechiidae.